AUGGUCAAGCUCUGGAAGCUGCUCCUUCAGAAUCCCGUCCGGUCCUGUCGGUUUCUCUACACUUUCGGUGUUCAAAUCCUUCUGAUCGGACUGCGGGCUAUUCUCCUCCCCAGACUGCCACAUUACCAGACGCUGCGUUUGCAGCUUCACCGGGCAUACUGGUCGUCCAGUUCCUACUACUUCCCGGAGCUGAUCCAUCGAUUGCCUGUCGUUGACUGCCCCCUGGCUCGCGCGCGCAGAGUUGGCGCCAAAUUCACUGGAUAUGUAAUCCCCGGAACAGCCGAGCUCCGCGCGAAACCGAAUCACAAGCGACAAUGUGUUGUGAUCUAUGCCCACGGCGGCGGGUAUGCCCGUGGCGAGGCCCGGAUGUAUCUUAACUACAUGGAUCGAUGGGUCACUGGCGCCGCGAAGGAGGGACUGGAACUUGUGUUUCUCAGUGUGGAAUAUCCACUCACACAUGAGGCAACCCAGCCUGCUCAGCAACAGGCCUUUCUGCAGGCCUAUCAGUAUGUCUUGGGUUGCGGGAUAUCACCGUGCAACAUCGUCUUUAUGGGCGACUCGGCUGGAGGUGGUCUUUGCAUUCUGAGCUGCCUAGCAGCCAAGCAGGACCAUCUUCCCCAACCGGCAGGCACUGUGCUGAUAUCACCGUGGAUGGACAUGUCGCUGAAGGCCUUCGAGGGUGGGAACGCCCUCGUUGAGACCGACUACAUCGUAGCGGCCAAUACGACUGUGCCUAAAUUUGUCGACGCCUGGCUGGGCAGCGAACCUGGAAAGUCGCCCAAGGUCAAUCCGCUGUCCUGUGCGCCCUCUGCGUUCAGUGGAUUCGGUCCAGUCUUGAUUCUGGUUGGUGGGGGCGAGUUUGCCCUACAGGAAGGAAAGGAUUUGGCUGCUCUGCUUGAGAAGGCUGAUGUUAGGCACCAUCUCCAGGUGGAAUGGGGGCAGAUGCAUCUGUAUGGCCUGGGCUCGGCCUGGGUGGAUCCGAGCGUGCGCAGAAAAACAGACGCAAUGAUUCAUCGUUGGAUGUUAGAUUGUCUGUCUCAUGCGUAA
This is a messenger RNA of Aspergillus uvarum CBS 121591, 1047 nucleotides long. RefSeq names its product alpha/beta-hydrolase. Gene Ontology annotation, molecular function: hydrolase activity. The record is from RefSeq and is a predicted model, not a curated record. NCBI's taxonomy places the organism in Eukaryota, Fungi, Ascomycota, Eurotiomycetes, Eurotiales, Aspergillaceae. The transcript has 3 exons. The coding region runs from base 1 to 1047 and encodes 348 amino acids.